Molecule: messenger RNA, 2521 nt
Organism: Camellia sinensis
Lineage: Eukaryota; Viridiplantae; Streptophyta; Magnoliopsida; Ericales; Theaceae
Source: RefSeq, a predicted model, not a curated record
CACUCGGUCUUCAAGGUGGGCCAACAGUGAUGAGGUCGAUUAACCCUCCAAUUUCCCCAGUUGAAACUUCCUUCGUGGAGAAGAUAAUGUUCUUCCAAGCGUGGGUAUAGUGGAGGAAGUGUAGCACGAGCUUCCUUGAAGAUGGGACCGAGAACGUAUUCCCCUCGAGCGUGAUGGCAAGGGACGAAGAUCCGUCCAUCAAUCAUGCUCUGACCUUUUGGUGCAUGAUACUUGGCUAUCUCAUCAUUAACACAUCUCCUCAAAGCCGCUGAGGGAUGUAAGUGAUCAACAACUAGUACUUUCGUGGAGGAAGAAGCCAUUAGUGAGAGAUUAAAAGGAGGGUGAGAAGAGUGAGUUUAAGAAGGGUAAGGAGGUGAAGUUGACAGCAAUAGGAGCGAAAGAAGAAACUGAACAAACAAAUAGGUAAGAGCGCGAAAAAUUGGGGCUUUUAACCUUUCUGUCCAAAAAUUACCUGUUCAGCCUAACAGGUCAAAUAGAGUCGAGUUAAUUGUUUGGUUAUUUUGACCCAUGUGGAAUUAAGGCCUUUAUUUUAAAACAAAAAGAGGGUCCUGAAAACACAACAAAGAGAGCUUCCUUCAAAGCAGCAUUUUGUUACUUUGUAAGAGAGGGAAAUACAUUUCAAAUGCUCAGCUUGGCUUCGAAAUAGGUGGUUGGCUUCGAAGCCAGUGUUUUCCCAGAAUCUUUAAAGGUUAUACCUUAAACUCAAGCAGAGUUAGGACUUGCUUACUUUGAAAGUUUUGAAAGUACGCUCCUAGGCUUUCUAUCAAUGAAAAUUGCCUUCGAAGGAAUGUUUUAGUAUUCUUUGAUUAAAGGAAGUACAGUUUUUGCCUGGGUUUGGUUUCAAAGUAAGUGGGCAUUAGUAUGAAAAUUUUAAAGACCCGGGGACUUAGCCAUAUAUGAAAGUACUUUUUGAACUUUCUACUAAGGCAAAGCCCUUCAAAGGAAGAUCUUGUCACUUUGUAAGGGAAACUCCAUGCUUCGAAACACUUAAACCAGGCUCCAAAAUAAGAUUGGUUACUUCAAAGCUCUUAUUUAUAAAUUAUAUAAACAAAUCGAAGGAUAAAGUCAUAUUAACCAUGCAAUUGGAAUAUGUGAAUCCAAUUUUAUUAAUAUAAAUAUUUACAUUAGGAGGGCCUAUUUGGCUACAUUUUCAAUUUCAUAAAAGUAAGGAAUGAACAAAGUUACAAGGUCAUGAAACUUUGUCUAGCAAAAUUCAAUAAACACAUGUUCUUUUCCUGACCUCUCCUCUAUCCUAUCUAAAUUUGGUUUAUCUAAUUGGUGAGCCCUUAUUUGGUAGAAGUGUUGUUGGGCCCUCAUCUCAAAUUCUGUUUUCUUAAAAGCUUUCUCCACUUUAUCGAUCCCACACAUAUCAUCCAUAUCAACAUCUUCCUUAUAGUUUGAGUUAGGCCUCUUGAAGUCUUCAUAUUCUUCAAGAAGAUUUUUUGCUUCAUAUUGGGUUUGGAUGCGAACAGCAAAGGUCUCCUCCAAUGACUCCCUAGUGGCCAAAGCACUCUUGUACCAGUUGGACAACAAAAGGAGUUGUAAAACCUCUUAUUCUCUCUUCAUAGUUUGAUUAUGGCUGAUGCCUUCACAGUGGUGGAUGAUGGUAAACAUGCUUGGGAUAUAAUGGGUUGAGGGGUAAUUUUGUCCAAAAAAAUCCCUCCGACUUGCAGAUUCCAUAUAUUUGUUAUAAAGAUUGAAGAUCUCACCUCUACUGCAAAUUUAAAAACUUUCGCACCGAAUUGUAAAUAGUUACCCCACUCGCCACUGAAUUGUAAUUUUCUGCUUUUUUGGGCUUUUAUGAAGUCUUUUGAUACCAGAGGAGUAUAGGACGCUUCUGGGAUUAGCUAUUUUUGCUUCUUUUUGGCUUUGUACUGGCAGUACCCCACUUUUUGUGCAUCUUUAACACCUCGAGGGGGGUGGUGUUGCCAGUGGAGGUCUCCGUGAACUGAUACCAUGCAUUGCAAGGACAGCAGUUGCUGUUGGAGUUGAUGGAAUUUCAAUGGAGGUACAGAAUUGAGGUGCAUGAUGAUCCUCGAAAUGCUCCCGUUGAUGGCCCAACCCAAUGGCCUCUGCGCCAUUUGGAGGAAUUGCUAGAAGAGCUAAUUGCAAUUGCUGGACGUUACAAGGGACAUUUUCAUGUAGCAACAUCAAACGAUGGCAGUCAAGGCAUGUUUCCUUUGGAUUUUGCGAUUGUUGAUGCUGAAAAUCAAGAUAAUUGGAUGUGGUUUUUAAGUCAGUUGUUAAAAGCUGUUGGUUCAAGUCGGAGAUUGACAUUUGUGUUCGAUCGUCAACAUGGAUUGUUAGAAGCUCUUUCGGUGGUUUUUUCCAAUGCACAUCAUGCAUAUUGCUUGAACUAUUUGAAGAGAUUUGAUUGACAAAUUGAGAGUCAUACAAGGAAUUUGUUUAUCCAGUGCCUUGAAGUGAGAGAUUUGACUUUGAUGGUGCCAGUAGUUCGAUUAGCAAACCCCCUAUAACGAAAAAGCAACCCGGGCGGAAC